This is a messenger RNA of Lutzomyia longipalpis, 1915 nucleotides long. It is a transcript of the gene Mnr, whose product is annotated as keratin, type I cytoskeletal 9. The coding region runs from base 406 to 1515 and encodes 369 amino acids. The record is from RefSeq and is a predicted model, not a curated record. Lineage: Eukaryota; Metazoa; Arthropoda; Insecta; Diptera; Psychodidae. The transcript has 4 exons.
AAAAUUGCGCUGAGUUCAAGGGUAUGUGAUUAAAUUUGGAAACAGUGCAAGAUCAUUCUUAUAAAUCGUACAACAUCCGCUCAAUAAACCUGUUUAAGCGUUAAUAUGCUAAAUGUCUUCAUCUGUGAAACAUCUAUUAUAUUUUUCUUUAACUAUUAUAGAGCUUGUAGAGUUUGUAGCUAUUUGGUAGUGUUGUAAGGUCUCGUUCGUCAUAACCGCGCCGUUUAACACGAGCAUACGUAAUUGCCAAUGGGAAAGUCAGACUUUUUAUUGAGAAAAAAAAGGUGGAACAAGAAAAUCAUACAUAUUCAGUGAAUCACAAGAAAUCCUUCAUAUUCUUCUACCUUCAAAAUUCUAUGUGUGUAUCAGACACGCGGAGUUUCGUUGGAUGCUAACUAAUUGAUCAUGGGAAUGAUCAGUUAUCUUGCUCUACUGGCUGUGGUCUUUAGCUGUGCCAAUGCAAUUCCAUAUUCAAAAUAUGGAAGAUCUUGCAGUGACAUUGGAUGCCUUAGCUCUGAAGUGUGCGUGAUGGCCUUUGAUUCGUGUUCAUAUGGUCAGCGCGAGAACAAAGAGUGUGGUCGAUAUCCAACAUGCCGCAAGAGUGGUGCAGCGGGAGGAAGUACUGGACCAGCUACUUCUCAAUCCUCGUUUCCAUCGAAUACCCCCGAUAAUACAUACCCCUCCCUACCAUCUGCUCCUGUGGCACCUGUUGCUCCUGCUGCACCCGAACCUCCGCGUCCUUCCUACCCAACCCAUGGUGGUGGAUCAAACUACCCAUCCUCAACUGGCGGCGGCUACAACAAUAACGUCAAUUCAGGUGGCUAUGUUCCACCAGGCUAUGGUGGUGGAAGUUCCUACGGCGGAGGAAGUUCCUACGGCGGAGGAAGUUCAUACGGUGGAGGAAGCUACGGUGGCGGAGGUUAUGGUGGUGGUGGGGAUCCUUAUGGGAAUAGAGGGGGAUACCAACCCAUGACCACGAAAAAGCCAAAGUCUUCCUCAACGGACUCCCUUGGGGGAUUCUUCUCUGGUAUUUUAUCAAGUGGAUUCAAUAGCAUCAUUCAGAAUGCCCUUGCCGGUCAAGGUGGUACAACCGGCACUCGUGGAAGUUCCGGAGGUUCUGGUGGACUUAGCAGCCUCUUCGGUGGUGGUUCAUCUUCAGGAGGUACAAGUGGACUCAGUAGCCUCUUUGGCGGUGGCUCAUCAGGUGGCACCGGUGGACUAAGCAGCCUCUUCGGAGGGGGUUCUUCCGGAAGUUCCGGUGGACUUGGGGGAUUAUUCGAUACACGGCACUUGAUUGAAAAUCGCAACUACGGUGGUUUAUUCAGUGAACAAAACCCUUCGAGCAGGGGAUCAACAACAGGUGGGUCCUCUUCCACAUCACGUGGUGUGGGAUACCCUACUCAGCCUCCAUCUAAUCAGUAUGCCUCAAUGUAUACUGGAGGAAGUAGUUCCACUGGUACACAAACAGGGACUUCCCAUCAAUCAGGGAAUACUCAAUACGGCUGGAAAGUUUAAUAUUAAAUACCUAAUCCUGAAUCUAUAUAAAUUAUUAAGUCAAUGUACCUAUAAAAAUUUGAAAAAAUUUCCAGUUUAUACAUAUCACAGAAAAUACUCAACAUAAUUAAUUAUGAAUGUUGUUUGCAUGAAAAUUAUAAUAAUAAUAAUAAAGGGACUCUUGUAAAGAUUUUAAAUACGUUUUUUACAGCUAAAUUUUACAAAUUAAUACUCUCAUUCAAUUUUAAUUAACUGCGUUUUAAAAUUUUCAUAAUUGAUUUACAAAAGUUGUGUUUGAAUGAAGCAAUUAAAUAAAAUAAAAAUAUUUAUUUUUAAACUCCCCUAAAUAAAGUUAAUUUAAAAAUAGAUUGUAUGCGAAAAUCCAAGUGAACAUCAAUAAAUAAAAUAACACAGCUCAAAA